UGGCAUACAAGGAUCCAGAUGCAAGGCAGCAUUCUCAGCACAGAAGUACCAGUGGGAGGUAGUUAAGCUGCAGAGACUCCAUCAAGGUUAUCCAAAGAGCAGCCUGGAUGAAGAGGGAUUUCAGCCUCAGAUGGAUGACCCCUGGGACCAGGCGCUACUGAUCCAGCUACUGCGCUGGAUCGAGCCCAACCCAGCCCCUCUGCUCCGUCGACUCUAUGACUGUGGGCUCCUCAGCCAAUCAGAGUACUUCUCCCUGCUGGAGAUCAGUCCCAAGGCCAACCAAGUCAUUGCACUUCUGGACAGGGUCAGCCAGGAGCCCAGGGAGAGAGAAGAAUUCUUGCACCAGCUGAGGGGCCUGCAAGAGGCCUACUGCCCGGAGUUGCAACACUGGCUGCAGAAGAACUGUCCAGAGCAAGAGGAAAAGGGAGAAGCUCCUAAAUCCCAGCCCGAUGCCAAGCUCUCCAAAAAAAGUCAUCGGUCAUGGAAAUUUUGGAAAGUCAAGGAAUUCAAGAUCCCAGAGAAGUCCGUCAGUAAGGCAUUCUCCCAUUCUCUCGCCACACCAGCACAUUCUCUUAGGUGCUGCAAAGAAUUCUAUGAUUAUGAGGGAAAGGACAAUAGUUUGACUUUCCGAAGAGCCCUGAGCCGACAAUGUAAAGCUGCCUUGCACUGCCACCGUCGAUGGCUGAUGACCCGCACCGAGAAGCUCUGCACCAAUGUGGACGACACAGAGUCAUGCGGGCACAUGGAGAUCCGCUAUACCGAACUGCUGCUCUCUGACCGUCCCAGCCCUGGCUCCACCGGCCAUGACUACUUGCAGCUGGCCUCUCGUCGCGCUCGCCUCUACUCCGUCCACGCUCCCCGCCGCUUGGCCUUACGUCAGCUCUUCUCUGCACUGGCUGGUGAACAGUUUCCUCCUCGACGGGUGAUGCUGAGUGGCGCUGCUGGUAUUGGCAAAAGUGUAGCAGCCCAGAAAAUUCUCCACGACUGGGCACUGGGUGCAGCCUUCCAAAGAUUCCUUUGCGUGAUGGACUUUUCUUUCCGAGAGCUCAGCCUCAUGACGGCACCCCAAAGCCUUGAGGGUCUGAUCCGCACCAAGCAUCCCCACUUGAACAAUGUUCUCCAUGAGCUGCUUGAAAAGCCCGGGGAGUUAUUGGUGAUCUUAGAUGGUUUGGAUGAAUUCAGGCACCCACUGGAGAGCAAGAAUGCCUGCUUCCGGGUGGACCAGUCAGCUCCCAUCAAAGACCUGGUGCAUGGCCUUCUCUGUAGGUCUCUGUUGCCGGAAUCCACCAUUGUGGUCACAUCCCGGCCUUCUGCUACCCUUCCGGAAGACUGUUUUGACCGCCAUUUUGUCAUCCUUGGCUUCCAAGAAGAGCAAGUGAAGGACUAUUUCUCCCGUUUCUUCCGGGACUCCGAGCUUGCAGCGGCUGUGUUCAGCUACGUCUCUGCCCACGAGGGCUUAGCCAGCCUCAGCUUCAUCCCCCUCUACUGCUUCAUUCUCUGUACAGCUCUGGGGGAGUUCUUCCCACAGGUCAGGGCAAGGGAGGUCUCCCCACCCAGUACCAUCACUGAGGUCUACCGUCAAUACUUAUGCACUAUUCUUCAGUCACAAGCGCCUGCACAGCCGCAAGCGGGAGGACCGAACUGCGUUCUGGGAAGGGCCCACAGCUUGUUGUUGCAACUCGGCAAACUUGCCUAUUCUGCUCUACUGAGAGGAAAGAUCCUGUUCUACACAGAUGAGCUACAUGAGUUUGGUUUUGACCUGAAGAACCUGCCGGGUGCUUUCUUGAACCGCAUCUUCACCAAGGAAAAAGAUGAGGUCUAUUGUUUCUUCCAUUUGACCAUACAAGAAUUCUUAGCUGCAUUGUACUCGGUGGCGAUCCUAGACCCUGGGGGUCAGGAGCUAACAUCCUGCUUGGAUCUCUGGUGGGAUGGAACAGCUCAAAAGGCAAGGCACAUGGAGAACCCUCCAUCCCUCUCCAAGAAUGGACUACUCAGCUCCACCAGGGAGCUCCUGAAAGGAUACUACCAAUGGGAUAACUUGCAAAUGUUUUGCAGAUUCUUCAUGGGUCUCUUGACCUCCAGGAUGGAGGGCAGGCUGGUGGGUUUGGCCGAGGGUCUGACUGGAGAUCCCCUCCUGCCUUUGGCAGACUGGCUGGGGAAGAAGGUCCAGUAUGAAUCAGACCGGAGGCUGCUGACCCUCUUGCAUUGCCUGGCAGAGCUGCGCCAGGAUGAGGUGACCCGGAAGGCAGCUUCCAAGCUGAACGAGGUCAAUCUUUUCAAGGUGACUUUGAACCCAGCUGACUGUACAGCCCUGGCCUACGUGCUGGGCUCCUCAGAGCCCAAGGUACUCCGGAAUCUCAACCUAAGCUACAGCAACAUGGGCAUCGGGGGGCUUCGGAGGCUGCAGGGACUCAUGCAUCGGUGCGAAACUCUGCAGCUGAGAUAUAAUUCUCUGGAUGGGGAGGCAGCUGCGAUAGAAGCGGCAGUGCUGAGGUCCCCACAGUGCCAGGUGAAACGGCUGCUCCUUUGUGGCAACUGCCUGGGCUCGGAGGGUGUGAGGAUCUUAUGGGAUGCCCUCCAGAAGAACACUUCCCUCCAAGAGCUCUAUUUGGAUAUCACGGGCAUUACCGACAGCGGCUUAGACAACAUCCUGGUUUCCUUGACGGACAACACGACUCUCAGGCUCCUAACCAUCGUGGGGAACCGACUGAGCAAGGCCGGAAGCCAAGUCCUCUCUGAGCUGAGCCGCAAAAAGCCAGAGCUCAAGAUCAUAAGCAGUUUCCUGACCGACAUGGGGCUGCUCCAAGCCUACCUGGACUGGGUGGAGGAGAUCAAAGCUGACCUGGAACAGAUGGAGUCCGUCAAGAAUGCUGACGCCUUGCGCUCAGUACUGGAGGUUCUGCCGGAAACAAAUGACAUGGGAGCCAGCCCGGAGGCCUGGGAAAAGGCUGAGCAUCUGAAGAAACAGAUCUGUACCCUCUUGAAGGAGGAUGAAUUGAGUGAAAAGAGGACACCAUGAUGCCUGCUUGGCUUAAUGGGAUUAUCUACCUGGAGGGGACGAACAGUGGCUCAGUUUGCAAGCACAAGGUCCUAUCUGGAGCAUCUCCAGUUAAAGGUGAUGGGAAAGACCUCCCUCUGAGUCUCUGGGGAGCUGCGGCCAAUCUAAGUAGACAACGCUGAUUUUGAUGGAGCAACGACUCGCUAUAAGGCCGCUUCAUCUGAAGCCAAAAGACAGCUGAUCUCAGCUCAUCUGAGGCAGCCCCCACCUCUCUUUCUGAAGGCAACCAUCCAAACUUAGAUCCAGAGGAGUUAGCCGAGUUAGUCUGUAAUAGCAAAAUAGUAAAGAGUCCAGUAGCACCUUUAAGACUAACCAACUUUAUUGUUGCAUCUGACGAAGAGAGCUGUGGCUCUCGAAAGCUUAUCAUCCAAACUUAGACAUGAAGGACUCGGUCCUUCACAGACAGAGGUGUGCUUCAACCAUACUGUGAGUGAAUUUCCCAAGGUCUCCACCCCAUUUCCAACAGAACAUAUGGCCAUUGUGUCAGGAACUGGAAAUGACAGGGAGCACCUCUG
Messenger RNA from Eublepharis macularius, 3573 nucleotides. RefSeq names its product NLR family CARD domain-containing protein 3-like. NCBI's taxonomy places the organism in Eukaryota, Metazoa, Chordata, Lepidosauria, Squamata, Eublepharidae. Bases 131 to 3019 code for a protein of 962 amino acids. The transcript is spliced from 9 exons. The record is from RefSeq and is a predicted model, not a curated record.